AUGUUAAAAUCAUCUCCCAACCCAGAAUUCCUCUCCAUGGAGGGUGAAGAGAAAGCUGCACACAAAUCAGUGAUUUCCCUCUACCCUCCAUGGACUACUUUCUUCCGAGGAGAGAGUGUGAGUCUGACUUGCAGUGGAUUUCAUGUCAACGCGACAGAGACAAUGAGGGGGUAUGUUUGGUACAAAACAAAAGGAUUACUGCGUGAAGCCACAAGAAACACCCUCGUCGUUGCUGAGUCUGGAGACUACUGGUGCCAGGCCCCAGGCUCGCUCCCAAGCAAUCCUGUACACUUGUUGUUUUCUUCAGGCCUUUUAAUCCUUCAGGCCCCACACUCUGUGUUUGAAGGUGACACACUGAUUCUGAGAUGCCACAAAAAGGAUUUUAAGGUGAUUGCUGUUAAAUACACCUUGAAUGGAAAAGUUAUUUUUACAUCAAAUAAAAGCUGGGAGCUUUUGAUACCACAAGCAAGUUUACAUAACAGUGGCUCUUACCAAUGCCUUGGAUUUCUCGAAAGAAAUUAUAUAAUUAAAUCAAAUGUAAAAUUUAUUCAAAUUCAAGAACUAUUCUCAACCCCAACACUGGAAGCCACAACCUCCCAGCCCACAGAGGGGCAUUCUAUAAAUUUGAGCUGUGAAACACAGCUUUCUCCAGAGCGACAGGACACUCUCCUUCACUUCAGUUUCUUUAGAGACAGUGGGGUCACCCUGUCACGAUGGAGCAGUUCCCCAAAACUGCAGAUCACAGCCAUCUGGAGCGAAGAUUCAGGAGCAUAUCGGUGUGGUGUGAAAACUCCGACCAGCAAUGUCCCCAGGUGCAGCCGCCCACUGCAGGUCCAUGUGCAGAGGGUCCCCGUGUCUGGUGUGCUCUUGGAGACACAGCCCCCCAGGGGGCAGUUGGUGGAAGGGCAGAAGCUGGUCCUCAUCUGCUCUGUGGCUGAAGGCACAGGGAAUACCACGUUUUCCUGGUACAGAAAGCACACAAACGAGAGUCUGGGCAAGAAGAGCCAGCGUGCCCGGAGAGCAGAGCUGGAGACCGCGGCUAUCAGGGACAGCCACGCAGGGGAAUACUACUGUACAGCUGACAACGGCUAUGGCCUCAUCCACAGCGGAGCCCUGAACAUCACUCUGGAAGGAACUCCUUGGUAUAGAUGUGGCAUGAUAGCUGUUGGAGCCAUUGGGGGCAUAUUGAGUGUUUUCCUGGCCACAGUCUUGCUGUUUUACUGCUGGUCCCACAGGAAAUCAGGAGAUGGCUUUCUGGAAGACACAGCAAGGACCCCUCCCACUCCAGGAGCAGAAGAUCUUCCUUAUCCCAAGUGUCCUGCCCCGAUGGAAAUGCGGCUGCUGGAUGUGCACUCGCAACAGGAAGAGAUAACCUAUUCUGAGAUUCAGAUUAUUAAGCUGGGAAAAGAAGAGGAAGCUGCUGAGCCAUCACUGCCAAGCCAGCUGCCAAGCAGGCCACCAAGCCCUCUCCUUUCACCUCCUGGGUUCUAUGUGCUGGUUGUGCUGGUUGGGGUGCAGAGGGUGGAAGAGUUGCAAGCGUCCCAGAAGCACCAGCCCUCUAGCCUUCUCUCUUUACCUCCUGGGCUCUACGUGCUGGUUGUGUGGAAUGCUUCAGUUAUCUAUGCUGAGUUGAAGACAGAAUUCUCAGAUGUCUCAGGUGAAAAGGUCAACUCGAAGGAUGAAGAUUCUAUGGGAGACAGAAAAGCCUGGGUAGCUGAUUUCUUCCUAAAACAGCUACAAGUGUUGUACCGCCUGGGCAUCGUCUGCACCAACUGGCUGAACGGCGAGAGGCUGUGUGGGUACCUCACGGGCAAUGCCGAGCAUCUUCUUCCCACGUACCCUGGGCAUGCAGUCAGGACUCAGUUGCAGACCAAAGAAUGGGCUGCUCGAAGUGGUCUACAGAGAAAGGAAUUUAAAAUAGGAUAA
Messenger RNA from Condylura cristata (star-nosed mole), 1926 nucleotides. It is a transcript of the gene FCRL4, whose product is annotated as Fc receptor-like 4. The record is from RefSeq and is a predicted model, not a curated record. Gene Ontology annotation, biological process: cell surface receptor signaling pathway. Lineage: Eukaryota; Metazoa; Chordata; Mammalia; Eulipotyphla; Talpidae. The coding region runs from base 1 to 1926 and encodes 641 amino acids. Gene Ontology annotation, molecular function: transmembrane signaling receptor activity. The transcript is spliced from 12 exons.